AUGGAAACACCGUCAAAAGAGGAAAAGCGUGUUUUUAUUAAGUUUUGCGUUAAUCUUGGGAAAACGCCAACAGAAACUAAGCAACUUCUAGAACAGGCAAACAACGGACGUACUGUUAGUCGACCAUUGGUAUUUAGAUGGCAUAAAGAGUUUCGGGAUGGCAGAAAGUCAACAAAAGACAAGGAAAGGAGCGGUCGCCCAUCCGUCAUCGACGAUAAACUGACACUUGCAAGAAACGCGCUUCAGUGCGACUGUCGCAUAACAGUAAGAGAAGUUGCAGAAGUUUGUGAUGUAGGUACGGCAACUGCUCACAAAAUGUUAACUGAGACACUUGCAAUGUCUCGGGUUUCGGCCCGUUGGGUACCGAGAUUAUUGACGGCUGAUCAGGAAGACAACCGAGUAAAAGCAUCUCGACAGUUUCUACGUUCAUACCAGAGAGAAGGCGACGCGUUCUUAAACAGAAUUAUUACCACCGACGAGUCCUGGUUUUACUACUACGACCCAGAAACAAAGUCGCAGUCUUCAGUUUGGAAGCACACGUCGUCUCCACCCCCGAAGAAAGCACGUGUAACCUAA
Messenger RNA from Ruditapes philippinarum (Manila clam), 576 nucleotides. RefSeq names its product protein GVQW3-like. The transcript has a single exon. The record is from RefSeq and is a predicted model, not a curated record. Gene Ontology annotation, molecular function: nucleic acid binding. Lineage: Eukaryota; Metazoa; Mollusca; Bivalvia; Venerida; Veneridae. Bases 1 to 576 code for a protein of 191 amino acids.